Rhincodon typus (whale shark) is the source of this 1851-nucleotide messenger RNA. It is a transcript of the gene matcap2, whose product is annotated as KIAA0895 ortholog. The annotation marks the transcript as partial. NCBI's taxonomy places the organism in Eukaryota, Metazoa, Chordata, Chondrichthyes, Orectolobiformes, Rhincodontidae. The transcript is spliced from 6 exons. The record is from RefSeq and is a predicted model, not a curated record.
UCCAUUUCUGCAGAAAAACUUCAUUGGCCAGAAUUGGAGCUAGCCAAAAAAUCGGUUCUAUUGAAUCCCUCUGAAAAAAAUGACACAAGCCAAGCAGAUCUCCAGCAAGUCUCUGUUAGCAUUUUAAAGGAAAUAUUUACAGGAAGCAAUGGUUACAAUGUCUUACUGCCAUCAAAGGGAGAGAAGAAACGGUUAUCCUCCAGCCAUCACAAAAAGCACCGAAAAUCUGCGAAGCCCUCAGCUGUGUUGCGGUACAAGGAACGCCGGACCCCCAACUCCUCUGUGCCAAUGGUUGACAAGGAGUGGUGUCUUGGAAGCGGACAUACUGCAUUACUCAUGGGUAACUUGGUUGCGAGCAAUUCAAAAUUUCCACUUGGCAUAUCAGUGGUAGGAAGUGGAAUCGGUCUGUCCCAAAGACCAAAGAAUAAGAUAAAAAGGCUUUACUUUUCAAGCCUGCAGAGGUCCAGUUUGCCAGUUGGACAAGGGAGAGACAGUGAAAGCAACACGCGUAGACUCUGUAUCCUGACUGCUGUUAAACCAUCAAAUGUGGAAAAGGAGAAGGUCAAGUUCUUCAAGUCUGAGUUCACCUACAAUCCACAGUUUGAAUAUGCUAAUCCUGCUUUGCCCAAUGUGUUAGCAAAACACAGUAUCGCUUCAGAUAAAUUUCUUCUACAGGCGAUAAAAAUAAUGAAAAUGGCGCUGAAGAAAUAUGGCAGCUAUGAGAAGUUUGAACAAGCAACAGGGGGAAACCUGCUCACCAAGAGCCGCAUCUGGUUUUAUGUGAAGAAAUAUAUGGAAAGGGAAGACUGCCUUGGUGAUAUUGCAGUCCAUUUAACAGAUGAUCUGCUUUCUCGUGCUUCUAUGACAAUAGUGAAUGGACGUCCGACUCUGACCAUCAAUGUUUCCACUGCUCGAGAGCACUGGCUGGAGGGGAUGCUGAGACAUGAGAUAGGGACACAUUAUCUUCGAGGCUUAAACAACAAUCUACAGCCCUGGUGUAACUGGAAUGGUCGUAAAAAAUAUGGUCUUAAACCAAUUAACCCAACUGAAGAGGGACUGGCUAGUAUCCACAGUGUGCUGUUCCACAAGGACCCUUUCCUCUGGAGAGCAGCUCUGCUCUACUACACAGUCUACCAAGCCAGCCACAUGUCCUUUCGGGAACUCUUCCUAGACAUUGGCAAAUUUGUGGAAAACCCAAAUACUCGGUGGGAUUAUUGUGUGCGAGCCAAACGUGGUCAAACUGACACAUCCCAACCAGGCUGUUUCAGCAAAGACCAAGUCUACCUGGAUGGCAUUCUUAAAAUUCUGAGACACAGAGAUAACAUUGACUUCCAGCUUUUAACAGCAUUGGGGAAGGUAUCUUAUGAAGAUGUAGACCGGCUAAAGGUUAUUGCCUUAUUGCAGAAUGCCCAAAUACCUUAUUUCAUGCAAGAUCAGAGUCGCUAUCUGGAGCAAUUGGACAAGAUCAUGGAAGUGAAUGGGUUGACUGACUGUGAACUCCAGAUUUUAGUCUGAAAGGAAUUGACCCAGUUUGAGAUUUCUGAGAUAUUGCCAUAUUUAUAGGAAUAAUGUACUAAUCAUGGAAUUGGAAACUUGUUUAGCAGGCAAUUUGUAUUUGGUUAUGUCUAAUAUUUGUAGCUAAUAAAUCACUUUUAAGGCAGAAAAAGUAAUUUCUCAUUGAGGGUUAAAGUAUAAGUAUAGCAGAUUGCAUAAAUAUGUUUUGUUAUGUUUAUGGUAUUGAAAUGAAAUCUGAAACUUUGUUUUUUAAAAAGCAAAUAUAAAAUCUUGAAAAAGACAAAGCUGGAACAAGCUGCCAGAGGAAGUGGUAAUGAUUACAACAUUUAAAAGACA